This is a messenger RNA of Anopheles stephensi (Asian malaria mosquito), 2867 nucleotides long. It is a transcript of the gene bib, whose product is annotated as neurogenic protein big brain. The coding region runs from base 1 to 1878 and encodes 625 amino acids. Gene Ontology annotation, cellular component: plasma membrane. Gene Ontology annotation, biological process: transmembrane transport. NCBI's taxonomy places the organism in Eukaryota, Metazoa, Arthropoda, Insecta, Diptera, Culicidae. The record is from RefSeq and is a predicted model, not a curated record. Gene Ontology annotation, molecular function: water channel activity. The transcript is spliced from 6 exons.
AUGGCAGACGAAAGCCUUCACGUACCGGACACCAGCAUCGAUUUCCAUAUCGUCCAGCUGUUCGAGCGGCUCGAGGCGAUGCGCAAGGAACCGGGCCAAAAGUUGUCCCGGUCGUUGCAAGGCCGUAUCAACAUGCACACCGAGCUGCGCAGUCUGGAGCUUUGGAGAUCUAUCACGUGCGAAAGUUUAGCAUCGUUCUUCUACGUGUUUAUCGUAUGUGGUGCAGCAGCGGGAGCUGGCGUUGGGGCGAGCGUGUCCUCCGUACUGCUGGCCACCGCACUUUCUUCCGGCUUUUCCAUGAUUGCCUUGACGCAGUGUUUUCUGCACAUUUCUGGUGCUCACAUUAACCCGGCCGUCUCGAUCGGGAUGCUUGUCUCGCGCCAAAUUUCACCGCUCCGUGCCCUGCUGUACAUCGUGGCACAGAGUGGAGGAUCAAUUGCUGGAGCUGCCUUACUGUACGGUGUCACCGUACCUGGCUACCAGGGUAAUCUGCAAGCGGCCGUUUCUCACAGCUCAUCGCUGGCCGCCUGGGAGCGAUUCGGCGUCGAGUUUAUCCUGACGUUUAUCGUCGUCCUGGCGUACCUCAUCUCAACCAGCUCGUUCAAGAAGUAUUUCGGCUCGUCCGCGAUCGCCAUCGGUGCGGCGUAUAGUGCGUGCAGCUUCGUAUCGAUGCCCUACUUAAACCCGGCCCGAUCACUCGGUCCUUCGUUUGUGCUGAACAAAUGGGACAACCACUGGGUGUACUGGGUAGGACCGAUGGUUGGCGGAGCCGUGUCCGGUGUACUGCACGAGUUCAUCUUCAGCGCCAAGCGUUCGUCUAAGCGCUCAAAGGACGACGUCGACUCUAGCCUGAACUCCGAGGACGACAUCAACUACGACAUGGAUCUGGAGAAACCUCAGCAACAGCCACCACACCAGGGCAAAUACCACCAGUACCGACCACCGAGCGGUACACUCACCGGAAGUCAGCAACGUUACUGCCAAAGUAUCUACACUGCCGAACCAACCUCGAAGGUGGAACGCGUGGAACCGAUCUACGGUGGCACCAAGUCGAUGUACUGCAAGUCACCACCGUUGACCCGUGCCAACCUUAAUCGUUCACAGUCGGUGUACGCUAAGAGCAACACCGCACUGAACCGUGACCUGCCUGUCCGUGCCGGGCCACUGGUGCCAGCUCAGAGCCUUUACCCGUUGCGAGUAUCUGCCGCACCGCAGACGCACCUACAGAACCAGAACGUGCAGAACCAGCUUCAGCAGCGCUCGGACAGUAUAUACGGCAUCCGGAGCUCGAUGCGACAACCGGCACCGGCUGAUGGCCGCAUGGCCUCCCAGAUGCCUCCCCAGAUGGCACCGCUAGGUGAUGGUCAGGGCUUCCAACCGAUCUACGGCUCGCGCCAGAACCCGAACUGCUCCACCGACGCGCUCAAGUUCGAUCGUGAUCCCAACAGCCGUGAUGAAACGCUGAACUCCAAGUUCUCGCGCGGCACCGGAGCUAACCGGCCCGAAUCGAUGUACGGCGGAGCUGGGCAACGGCGCAUCCACUCGGCCCAGUCCGACGAUAGUUCCUACGGAUCGUACCAUGGUCCUGGACCGGCACUCACGCCACCGACGCGCAACGCUAGCAACAGUAGCAGCACCUACAAUCCGGUCGUAGGUACCGUGCUGCCAAACUACGAGCGGAAGACAUCCUCAUCGUCUUCCUCGAACCAGCAGCAGCAGCAACAGCAACAGCAGCAGCAGCAGCAACAGCAGCAAUCUCAGCAGUCACGUGGUGCUGGUCCGAAUGGUUCCAGCAUACAGAAUACGAGUCUCCCACCACCGCCACCACCGCUGCACCAUACGAUGCCAUACUCGAUGCAUCCUGUGAGACAGAAUUAGGUACUAGGUCAUAUCGUCUCCACUCCACUAAUCCUCCAAUACCCGGAAGACCACUAAGCUAGUUGCUCCAGAUGACAAGCAAUCUUUAGAUUCGUUUGCGUCUGAAGCUAGAAUGUAAGUGCUGUGAAUGAAGCAGAGUGUUUGCGUGUGUGCGUGUUCGAUUUGUGUGCGUUUUUGUUUGUGUGUAUUAGAAUGUAAGGUUUAAGCCUGGUACGCACGGCAACCCCACCACCGUUGUUGGUCCAGAUAGGCGACAAGCUUUUCUUCGGAAACCCCAGUGAGCUAAUGAGUAGUGGUUUCGAUCGGCCGGCCAGCCAUUGCGGACAUUGCUAACGAUCAUUGAUCCGACAUGGGCAACCGCCAAUCAAACAUUUUUUCUUUAAUAUUUAGACAUUCAUCCAAAUUAUCCCACCCCGGCUUUUCCCCUUAUCGUGGACCCUCCCAAAGGUCAACACACAUGUUAUACGGCGUGACAUUCGAUAGCCGAUAGCUGUUUCCAUCGAUAUUAAGAGACUGAAUUUAUCCUACCUUGUUCGCUUUCUUCAGCGGAUUUCUCGUCAAUGCCAUAUAGUAUCAUAUAUCAUCUUAUUCUAACGUACUGCGCAAGAGGACAGAGAGAGAGAGAGUGAGAGGGAGAAGAAAGAAACAGGAUAGGUUUCACUACGCAUACUUCAGAGUAUUCCAAAGUACAGACUGAUCAAUUGGUGGGAGUUCGUUUGUAAGGUUCGGGGGUUCGUUUUUGGCGUUCGCUCCAUUUUUUUGUAGUACAAAUGUAAAUAGAUAGGCACGGUUUGAGUUUGUUUUAUUAUUUUUUUGAAUGUUUUUUUGUGUUUUUGAUUUUAUUCUUUGUGGCGUGUAGAAUUUAGGUUCUAGCCAUAGCCAAGCCUGUUCGAUACAUCCAAAUCGAUGGAAUUGAUAUCAGGGUAGGAACGGAAAGGUAGUUCACCUAGGACAAGAAUAAAAGCAAUGCAUGAUGUUACUGGAUUAUA